Molecule: messenger RNA, 2176 nt
Organism: Cyprinodon variegatus (sheepshead minnow)
Lineage: Eukaryota; Metazoa; Chordata; Actinopteri; Cyprinodontiformes; Cyprinodontidae
Product: DENN domain-containing protein 5A-like
Exons: 6
Coding region: 46-873 (275 amino acids)
Molecular function (GO): small GTPase binding; guanyl-nucleotide exchange factor activity
Source: RefSeq, a predicted model, not a curated record
CUUUUGUCUUAGUGUCAGAACCUCGGAAAACUAACUACAGUGCAGAUGGGCCACGAUAACUCAGGACUGUACGCCAAGUGGCUUGUGGAGUGCGUCGUGGUCCGUAACGAGAUCACUGGGCACACCUACAAGUUUCCAUGUGGCCGCUGGUUGGGGAAAGGCGUGGAUGAUGGAAGUCUGGAGAGAAUACUUGUUGGGGAGCUGAUGACCCCCACCACGGAGAACGACGAGAGGAUGUGCCGCACACCACCUAUGCAGCAAUCUCCUGGGAUGAUGAGGAGAUUUGUUACCAUCUCACCAAGCAGCAAACCAAAGUUAAACACAGGCCAGAUCCAGGAGGGGGUGGGAGAGGCCAUCAAUGGGAUUGUGAAGCACUUCCACAAACCGGAGAAGGAGAGGGGCAGCCUGACUCUGCUGCUGUGCGGGGAGUACGGUCUCGUCUGGGCUCUAGAGCAAGUUUUCCUGCACGGUUUCAAGUCCCCUCGACUUUUCAAGAACAUCUUCAUCUGGGACUUUUUGGAGAAGGCUCAAGUAUACUUUGAAAGUGCUGAACAACGGGAGGCGACUCCAGAUGAAAACUGGCAAACCAGAGUGCGCCACUUCUGUCGAUUCAUGCGGGCCAUCAACAGCACGUCGAGAAACAUCGGCAAGGACGGAAAGUUCCAGAUGCUCGUCUGUCUGGGAGCAAGGGACCAUUUGCUGCAUCACUGGAUCGCUCUGCUCGCAGAUUGUCCAAUCACCUCCCAGAUGUACGAGGACGUUGCACUGAUUAAGGACCGCUCACUGGUAAACUCCCUGAUCCGAGUGCUGCAGACUCUGCAGGAGUUUAACAUUACCCUGGAGGCUUCAUUAAUCAAAGGCGUUGGCAUCUGAAACCAAACCACUGUCUUCAUCAGUCGUACCCAAAAAGGAAUAUCACUGAGGACCACUAAGAAGAAAAAGGAAUAAAUGAACAUUUUUUAUGCAGGAGCAGACUUGAACAAAGAACACUUUCUGGCUUAAUAAAGCUACUUUCACAUUUGCCAUAUGUUAAGUGCAAUGAGCCUUUCAAGAUUUGUUAUUUUUAUCCUGGAUGGUGAUAACGAUGCCAUUAGAUGUUAAAGAAUUAUGUUUUCUAUUAUGGACCAUGGUUUUCACAAUGAGGGUUGACCUUGUGCUCUAAUGUUUUACUGAAAGCUCAAUAUUUUCAUUGUUGCCGUGACUCGAUGACAGCAGUUAUAUUUAAGGGAAAGCUAGGAUUAAAACUGUUAAUAUAUUUUGAGAUAAAACAGUAUUAUUUUGUUAAAUCAGUGACGUUGCUUGCUCUGUUGUCAAAUCUGAUUUUUAAAUGUCAUAAUGCAGAGUUUAAAGCAAACGGUGUAGAAGUAUGCUUUAUAAGUAUGCGUAUGGCAGGGUGACUCAUGGAGACAUAAGGGAAUUUAAGUUUGAGUCUUUCCCAGGCAAACAUACAUACAUGUAUGUAUGCAAAUUUCUACAUGGAACGCCUUCACCUGAAGAAAAGGUCAUCCUAGCAUGAUGAGACUAUGCGGCUCUAGCCUGUGCCCAGUCACAAACGGUAUGAUCAACUGGAUUCGGGAAGAUCAAACCUAGUCUUGUGCUCUAAGAGAUGCUUGACACUGUUAUUUUUGCAAAGUGGUUCACAACUUCAGCCUUCAGUGUAUAUACCUCCCAGCAGCCCUUUCAUAUUACCAUCAUUGCAGCCCUUACACUACAUGUACUCUGUUCUUCUAACUACAAUCUGAUGAAAGGAGUCGUUCCAGUGCUGACUUCUGACCUCCUAAUAAUUGUGUGAAGAGCUCAAAGGACUGUUUUUAUUUCCACACCCUUGAUCCUAAUUUUUAUUUUAUUUUUGUCACCAUGGUUUCUGGCUAUGCAAUACCCACAAGAGAAAGACUGCGAUUUUACUGUUCUCUCCCCAUCCACAUAGAGAUUAACUUUUAACUUGCAGAAAAAGAGUUUUGACCAACUUCUUUUUGUGUGCCAAUGGCUUCUGGUAUGACUGUGUUGUACUCAUCUGUGUACGACCCAUAUGAGCAUCUUGGGAGAUAUAUAUUUUUCUUUUCCAAUACAGUUGUACAUUUAUCAACAUACUUGUGUAGUGUUUACUAAGUGAGCAACCAUGUACAGUGUAAAAAAAAAUAUUAAGAAUAAAGCAUCUGUAAAGUAUUUUUCUGGA